ACGUUUGAUGAUUUUGGAUUUGACGUAUGAGCGAAACGUACUCGAUAGGUUAGGAUAGGUUAGCUUGAAACGUCGUGUUGAUUGUGUUCGGGGAACGUGUUUUUUUCCUUUCUCGUUAAAAUAUUGUAAAAUCAUGCUCGAUCUUUUUACGAUAUUCAGCAAGGGCGGCAUAGUGCUCUGGUGCUUCCAGAGCACGUCUCAAAUUUUUGCGCCCAGUGUCAAUGCCCUGAUAAGAGGUGUCAUAUUACAGGAACGUACAGGCAAUCAUAGCUUUGAGCAUGAUUCCUUGCGGUUGCAGUACAAACUUGACAAUGAGUUCGAACUGGUAUUUGUAGUGGCAUACCAGAAGAUAUUGCAAUUAUCUUAUGUGGACAAAUUCUUGAAUGACAUUCAUCUAGAGUUCAGGGAUCGCUUUAAGAAUGAGCUUGAGAGCUCGAACUGGUUCACUAACUUUGAGUUUGAACAUACCUAUCAUGUAGUCCUCGAACAGGCUGAGCAAUGGUCACGUACACAAGCUAAAAUACCGAAGCAAAUGCGCACCUUUGACGAGAGUCUGAAGUCUAAAAAGACUGUUGCUAGUAUGAUCGAGAAAAAAGAUGAUAAAGAUGAUAAGAAGCCAGGUAAAAGGAAGAAGGCAAUUAAUUCUAAUGGGGAUUAUCAUACAAAAAUUCAAGAAACUCCAAAGCCAAAUUUAUUGAAACAGCAAGCAGAACAUAAUGGAGAACUUGAUGAAGAAAUUCUAAUCGCUAAUCGUAUGAAGCUUGCUCAGAAAAUGGCAGGUCAGAAGAAGAAAGCUGACAAGCAGAAGAGUCCUAAACCUGAAAAGGCUGGCAAGAAACCGCGCAUUUGGGAAUUAGGUGGAACAACCAAGGAUCUUGCUACACUGGAGCGAACAAAAGACAAGCCUGAAGAAAGUGGCAAUUAUGUGGCAGCCAAUACAGCUUUAGUUGGACAAAUGAAGGGUGGCAUACGUGAUCUCGAAGUGAAUAGCGAAUCCGAGGACAAUUCCGAUCAGGAGGAGAUAGAGCAUUCCAAACUGCAAAUGCAGAAGAAAAAUACGAGUAUGUUUUCCAUGUUCAAGAGUCUAGUCGGUAGCAAAUCUCUAAAACAGGAGGGUAUGUUACCGGUCUUGGAAAAAUUGAAGGAUCACCUAAUCACUAAGAAUGUCGCCGCCGACAUCGCUCAGAAAUUAUGUGAUUCCGUUGGCACGAAGUUAGAGGGAAAGGUACUCGGUACCUUCGAUAGCGUAGCGAACACUAUAAAGGCCACUCUGACGGAUGCUCUGGUACAGAUACUAUCGCCCAAAAGGAGAAUUGAUAUUCUACGAGAUGCUUUGGAAGCACAGAAAAGUAAUAGACCUUAUGUCAUGACUUUUUGCGGCGUCAACGGAGUUGGCAAAUCGACGAAUCUAGCGAAGAUCUGCUUCUGGCUGAUAGAAAACAAUUUCCGCGUGUUAAUUGCUGCAUGCGAUACGUUCAGAGCUGGAGCAGUCGAGCAACUGAGGACGCAUAUGCGACAUCUGAACGCCCUGCAUCCACCAGAGAAGCACAGAAAUCAAUCAAUGGUGCAGCUAUAUGAAAAGGGUUACGGUAAGGAUGCCGCGGGUAUCGCCAUGGAGGCGAUUCGCUUUGCGAAGGAUUCUAGAAUCGAUGUAGUCCUAGUUGACACCGCCGGUAGAAUGCAGGAUAACGAACCAUUGAUGCGAGCCCUGGCAAAGUUGAUAAAGGUAAACGAACCAGAUUUGGUAUUGUUCGUCGGAGAGGCUCUCGUCGGUAAUGAAGCUGUUGAUCAGCUAGUGAAAUUCAAUCAGGCCUUAGCUGACUACAGUCAGUCCGCUAAUCCUCACAUUAUCGAUGGUAUUGUACUGACAAAGUUUGAUACAAUCGAUGAUAAGGUAGGCGCAGCAAUCACAAUGACAUACAUUACUGGCCAGCCUAUUGUUUUUGUUGGAACUGGCCAAACUUACACUGAUUUAAAGUCAUUGAAUGCCAAAGCUGUAGUGCACGCUUUGAUGAAAUGAAUGUUAUACAGGGAAUAAUAAAUCUUUAAAAACAUUCUGACUGUAA
Formica exsecta is the source of this 2066-nucleotide messenger RNA. It is a transcript of the gene SrpRalpha, whose product is annotated as signal recognition particle receptor subunit alpha homolog. Gene Ontology annotation, molecular function: GTPase activity; GTP binding; ATP hydrolysis activity. Gene Ontology annotation, cellular component: endoplasmic reticulum membrane; signal recognition particle receptor complex. Bases 134 to 2020 code for a protein of 628 amino acids. NCBI's taxonomy places the organism in Eukaryota, Metazoa, Arthropoda, Insecta, Hymenoptera, Formicidae. Gene Ontology annotation, biological process: SRP-dependent cotranslational protein targeting to membrane. The record is from RefSeq and is a predicted model, not a curated record. The transcript has 8 exons.